AUGGAUUACCACCUGCUUGGACUAAUUCUGUCUUUUCUCUUCAAUGGCACAAAGGUCUUAGCCGGUUACCCAAUUUGGUGGUCCCUGGCCCUGGGCCAGCAGUACAGCUCCCUGGGCUCCCAGCCCAUCCUCUGUGGCUCCAUCCCCGGCCUGGUGCCCAAGCAGCUCCGCUUCUGCCGCAACUACAUCGAGAUCAUGCCCAGCGUGGCCGAGGGGGUGAAGCUGGGCAUCCAGGAGUGCCAGCACCAGUUCCGGGGCCGCCGCUGGAACUGCACCACCAUCGACGACAGCCUGGCCAUCUUCGGGCCUGUCCUGGACAAAGCCACGCGCGAAUCCGCCUUCGUGCACGCCAUCGCCUCGGCCGGGGUGGCCUUCGCUGUCACCCGCUCCUGCGCCGAGGGCACCUCCACCAUCUGUGGCUGCGACUCCCACCACAAGGGACCCCCGGGGGACGGCUGGAAGUGGGGGGGGUGCAGCGAGGACGCCGACUUCGGUGUGCUGGUGUCCCGGGAGUUCGCGGACGCGCGGGAGAACCGGCCGGACGCGCGCUCGGCCAUGAACAGGCACAACAACGAGGCUGGCCGGACGACCAUCCUGGACCACAUGCACCUCAAGUGCAAGUGCCACGGGCUCUCGGGGAGCUGCGAGGUCAAGACCUGCUGGUGGGCCCAGCCCGAUUUCCGGGCCAUCGGGGACUACCUGAAGGAUAAAUACGACAGCGCCUCGGAGAUGGUGGUGGAGAAGCACCGCGAGUCCCGGGGCUGGGUGGAAACUCUCAGGGCCAAGUACGCGCUUUUCAAGCCGCCAACAGAGCGGGACCUGGUCUACUAUGAGAACUCCCCCAAUUUCUGUGAGCCCAACCCGGAGACGGGCUCCUUUGGGACGAGGGACAGAACGUGCAACGUCACCUCCCACGGCAUCGACGGCUGCGACCUGCUGUGCUGCGGGCGGGGCCACAACACGCGGACUGAGAAGCGCAAGGAGAAGUGUCACUGCAUCUUCCACUGGUGCUGCUACGUCAGCUGCCAGGAGUGCACGCGGGUCUACGACGUCCACACCUGCAAGUAA
Messenger RNA from Haemorhous mexicanus (house finch), 1068 nucleotides. RefSeq names its product Wnt family member 3 (gene WNT3). Gene Ontology annotation, molecular function: frizzled binding; cytokine activity. The transcript has 4 exons. The record is from RefSeq and is a predicted model, not a curated record. NCBI's taxonomy places the organism in Eukaryota, Metazoa, Chordata, Aves, Passeriformes, Fringillidae. Gene Ontology annotation, cellular component: extracellular region. Bases 1 to 1068 code for a protein of 355 amino acids. Gene Ontology annotation, biological process: canonical Wnt signaling pathway; multicellular organism development; neuron differentiation.